AGAGCGCGGGUGCAGUAUGGUGGGCGGGGCUGAUGUCUGCUCCUGACUCGGUGGGUGAAUAUGAGUUAGAGGCGCAGCCACCGCAUGGACAUUGUGGCGAGUUGAGCGGUCGUCAGCAGGUCAAACGUGGAGCACGUCGGUCCGAGACAAGCCUGAACCAAACAGUUCCCUGGUGAAGAACCACUACAAGAGACAUCAUGACUGACAGGAAGGCCGUGAUAAAGAACGCUGACAUGUCUGAGGACAUGCAGCAAGAUGCUGUGGAUUGUGCCACGCAGGCCAUGGAGAAGUAUAACAUUGAGAAAGACAUUGCUGCAUACAUCAAAAAGGAAUUUGACAAGAAGUACAACCCCACGUGGCAUUGUAUUGUUGGGCGAAACUUCGGCAGCUACGUGACGCAUGAAACGAAGCAUUUCAUCUACUUCUACCUUGGUCAAGUGGCCAUUCUGCUCUUCAAGUCAGGCUGAGGGCCAGCCUCGACGUUUCAUCUCUCAAAUUCUGAGCUUAGGCUCUAAACCUGGACUGUGAUGCACUGAUGACUGAGGCCACAUCACUACACACACAGACACGCACACAUACACAUAGACCUACACGCAUAGACAUACGCACACACUUACUCGUCAUGAAGAAAUAGCUAUAGAGGCUGUGCAUUAGUGCAUGGACCGUGUACAAUAUUUAAUUUGUAUAUGUUGCAAUACAACUAUUGCUUUUCUGUAGUUGCUCGUGUUAAAGCAACUUUGAUUUUUUCUUUUUUUUUUUUUUUUUUUUUUGUUUUGUUUUUUCCAAAGUCAAUUUUUUUGCACUGAAGUUGUACAAAAUGCUUCGACUGCUGCCUUUAAGUAAUAUUAAAGAAUAAAGAAUAAAUACAUCAUAUGUUA
Messenger RNA from Colossoma macropomum (tambaqui), 878 nucleotides. It is a transcript of the gene dynll2b, whose product is annotated as dynein, light chain, LC8-type 2b. The record is from RefSeq and is a predicted model, not a curated record. The transcript has 3 exons. Gene Ontology annotation, molecular function: dynein light intermediate chain binding; dynein intermediate chain binding. Gene Ontology annotation, cellular component: cytoplasmic dynein complex. Gene Ontology annotation, biological process: microtubule-based process; cilium assembly. Bases 198 to 467 code for a protein of 89 amino acids. Lineage: Eukaryota; Metazoa; Chordata; Actinopteri; Characiformes; Serrasalmidae.